AAAAAUAAGAACCCUGCCUCCUCCUUCACAAGUGCGACUAUAGCUAGCUAGUUACGGUAGCGCCAGCUGGAGCAGUAGCCAUGGAUCCAAGCACCACUAUUCUCCGGGUGAAAAGAAAGAGAGGAACUGACCCUGCCGAUGCUUUGCUACUUGCCUGUAAACGUAUUCGACCAGAGACCACAUCCCAGACCGCUGGGGAAUCUGUGCCUGAGCCCGAUGAUACAGCGGUUGAGAAUUCAGUCUUCAAACUCGUGGCGACCGUAGCAUCACAGGAUGCCCCGGUCCAGACACAUGUUCGUGAAGCACUGACCCGCCCCCGCAUGGCCCACGCCCUGCGCCCCUCCGCAGGCAGCUCUCAGAGGAUUGUGGGAGAUCUACGGAGCGCUAAGUGGAGCACCAGGCGGGAUGAGCGAUACAGGAUCCUCUCCAGCCAUCGAGCAGGGCUGCCUGCAGAACAGCCCCCCUCAACGCAGCCAGAGCCCACAGAGGAGGAGCCAGGCAAAAAUGCCUGGAGCCUGGGUGAAGUUCAGGUGUUUGACAUUAUCCAGGAAGAUGGGGACCAGGACAAAGCUUCUAGCAAGUUGCUGACCCCUGACCCAGAGACUAUCCUGUGUAACUCGAUGAAGAUGAUCCGUGAGAAGCUGAGUGUGUCUGGAGAGGGUGUGGGUGUUGAGCAUCGUGAACGGGAGGAUGACUACGUGUAUGACCUUUACUACCAGGAAACAGUCGCAGCAGGCUGGAUCCAGGACAUCCUGUCCGUCAGGCCCUACUCAGACGAGGGAGAGUUGGUGCCUGACUUGGUGGUGAAUGAGGAAGAAGUGUAUGAGGACGAGGAUGAUGAGAAUGAAGAGGGGAACUGGAGGAAUGACUACCCAGAUGAAGACGGUGAGGAUGGCAGCGACAGAGAGGAGCGCUAUGGAGGGCACUGGGAAGAGGAGCACUCGUACAGUCGGAGAUCCUGGGACCAGUACCAGAGCGAGGUGAUGCAAGAGUUGGAUGAUGAUGAUGGAGACAAGGAUGACUCCGACUGAUCUCCAACUUCGAGUAUUGGUGGAUGUGUUUGAGUGUCCUUUUUUACUGUACAAGUGUUGGUGUGAAUUUGUGUGAGAUGUCGCACAACCGUGGUAUGCUUUGUGUGCUUCUUGUUAAAUUUGUAUGUUGGUGAGAUGGUUUGGACUGCGUGUUUGCCUUUUGUGCAUGUUAGUAUGUACAUGUAAGCGUAUGGUAGUGAAUCAUUGUGUGUUAAUGUUUGGGGAUACAUUCCCUGUCACAUGGAGAUUGUACUGUUGAUGUGUGACUGGGGAUACAUUCCCUGUCACGUGGAGAUUGUACUCUUGAUGUGUGACUGGGGAUACAUUCCCUGUCACGUGGAGAUUGUACUCUUGAUGUGUGACUGGGGAUACAUUCCCUGUCACGUGGAGAUUGUACUCUUGAUGUGUGACUGGGGAUACAUUCCCUGUCACGUGGAGAUUGUACUCUUGAUGUGUGACUGGGGAUACAUUCCCUGUCACGUGGAGAUUGUACUCUUGAUGUGUGACUGGGGAUACAUUCCCUGUCACGUGGAGAUUGUACUCUUGAUGUGUGACUGGGGAUACAUUCCCUGUCACGUGGAGAUUGUACUCUUGAUGUGUGACUGGGGAUACAUUCCCUGUCACGUGGAGAUUGUACUCUUGAUGUGUGACUGGGGAUACAUUCCCUGUCAUGUGGAGAUUGUACUCUUGAUGUGUGACUGGGGAUACAUUCCCUGUCACGUGGAGAUUGUACUCUUGAUGUGUGACUGGGGAUACAUUCCCUGUCACGUGGAGAUUGUACUGUUGAUGUGUGACUGGGGAUACAUUCCCUGUCACGUGGAGAUUGUACUGUUGAUGUGUGACUGGGGAUACAUUCCCUGUCAUGUGGAGAUUGUACUCUUGAUGUGUGACUGGGGAUACAUUCCCUGUCACGUGGAGAUUGUACUCUUGAUGUGUGACUGGGGAUACAUUCCCUGUCACGUGGAGAUUGUACUCUUGAUGUGUGACUGGAGAUACAUUCCCUGUCACGUGGAGAUUGUACUCUUGAUGUGUGAGCGAUGUUUGAAAGAUUAACUCAAUCCCUUUUGUAAAUAUGUAGAUGUGUAUAAAAUAAAGCUUUCAAAAUAAA
Salvelinus fontinalis (brook trout) is the source of this 2139-nucleotide messenger RNA. It is a transcript of the gene slc7a6os, whose product is annotated as solute carrier family 7 member 6 opposite strand. NCBI's taxonomy places the organism in Eukaryota, Metazoa, Chordata, Actinopteri, Salmoniformes, Salmonidae. The transcript is spliced from 5 exons. The record is from RefSeq and is a predicted model, not a curated record. Gene Ontology annotation, biological process: developmental process. The coding region runs from base 81 to 1031 and encodes 316 amino acids.